This is a messenger RNA of Rhinichthys klamathensis goyatoka, 2837 nucleotides long. It is a transcript of the gene xab2, whose product is annotated as XPA binding protein 2. Gene Ontology annotation, molecular function: protein binding. The transcript has 19 exons. Gene Ontology annotation, cellular component: Prp19 complex; post-mRNA release spliceosomal complex; U2-type catalytic step 2 spliceosome. Lineage: Eukaryota; Metazoa; Chordata; Actinopteri; Cypriniformes; Leuciscidae. The record is from RefSeq and is a predicted model, not a curated record. Gene Ontology annotation, biological process: generation of catalytic spliceosome for first transesterification step; mRNA splicing, via spliceosome. The coding region runs from base 116 to 2662 and encodes 848 amino acids.
GAAAGGGCGGGGCGUUUGUAUUCAACGAUCUCAGCACGUUGGGAAAGUGUUUGUUUUGUCAAGAAUUUCACUGAGUUUUUAGCACUAUUAGACGGAUUUUCUCUUGCUGACGAAAAUGCCGACUUUUAACGGAAAGGCAGACGUUAUAUUCGAAGAUGAUGAUUUGCCUUAUGAAGAAGAAAUCAUCAGGAAUCCAUAUUCAGUAAAGUGUUGGAUGCGAUAUAUUGAGCACAAGCAAAAUGCUCAGAAAUCAGUGCUCAAUAUGAUCUAUGAAAGAGCUUUAAAAGAGCUGCCUGGCAGUUACAAGUUGUGGUACAACUACCUGAGAGAGAGGAGGAAACAGGUGAAAGGCAAGUGUGUCACAGAUCCAACAUAUGAGGAGGUGAACAACUGUCAUGAAAGAGCACUUGUGUUUAUGCACAAGAUGCCGAGGAUAUGGAUCGACUACUGUCAGUUCAUGGUGUCUCAAUGCAAAAUUACACGGAGCAGACGGACGUUCGAUCGGGCGUUACGAGCGCUGCCCGUUACCCAGCAUCCUCGCAUCUGGCCCUUGUAUCUUCGCUAUGGCCGUAACUUGCCUCUCCCAGAAACAGCUAUUCGUGUUUUCCGUCGUUACCUAAAGUUGUCUCCUGAGAAUGCAGAGGAAUACAUUGAUUACCUGCGUUCAGUUGGACGUCUGGAUGAAGCUGCGCUCCGACUGGCCGCUGUGGUCAAUGAUGAAAACUUUGUUUCUAAAGAGGGAAAGUCCAAUUAUCAGCUUUGGCACGAGCUCUGUGACCUCAUCUCACAAAACCCGGACAAGGUGACCUCACUAAACGUGGGAGCGAUUAUCCGAGGAGGUCUCACCCGCUUUACCGACCAGCUUGGCAGACUCUGGUGUUCUCUGGCGGAUUACUACAUCCGCAGCGGACACUUUGAGAAGGCUCGAGAUGUAUAUGAGGAAGCCAUCCUAACCGUAGUCACUGUGCGAGACUUCACCCAGGUUUUCGACAGCUAUGCGCAGUUUGAAGAGAGUAUGAUCGCUGCCAAGAUGGAGACCACAUCUGAACUGGGACAAGACGAAGAUGAGGACAUUGACUUGGAGUUGCGAUUGGCCCGUUUUGAGUUGCUGAUAACUCGACGGCCGCUCUUAUUAAACAGUGUGCUGCUCCGUCAGAACCCUCACAACGUUCACGAGUGGCACAAGAGAGUCAAACUCUACGACGGCCAACCUCGACAGAUCAUCAACACAUACACAGAGGCUGUGCAAACAGUAGAUCCUGUGAAAGCCACAGGAAAGCCUCACAAUCUCUGGGUGUCCUUCGCCAGAUUCUAUGAGGAUAACGAACAGCUAGAUGACGCUCGGACUAUCUUCGAGAAGGCCACGAAGGUCAACUACAAACAGGUGGAUGAUCUUGCUGCAGUGUGGUGCGAGUAUGGAGAGAUGGAGCUGAGACAUGAGAACUAUGACCAGGCUUUGCGUAUACUAAGGAAAGCAACAGCGAUUCCCUCAAGAAAAGCAGAGUAUUUUGACGCAUCAGAACCGGUGCAGAAUCGAGUAUAUAAAUCCCUGAAAGUUUGGUCCAUGCUUGCAGAUUUGGAGGAGAGUCUUGGCACAUUCCAGUCCACAAAGGCGGUGUAUGAUCGCAUCAUUGACCUCCGCAUCGCCACACCUCAGAUCAUCAUUAACUAUGCCAUGUUUCUUGAAGAACACAACUACUUUGAAGAUAGCUUCAAGGCAUAUGAGCGUGGCAUUGCCCUCUUUAGGUGGCCUAAUGUCCAUGACAUCUGGAACACGUACCUCACUAAAUUCAUCGACCGAUAUGGAGGCAAGAAGCUGGAGAGAGCACGAGAUCUGUUUGAGCAGGCGCUGGAUAGGUGUCCUCCUAAAUACGCCAAAACGAUCUACCUGCUGUACGCUAAGCUGGAAGAGGAGUACGGUUUGGCGCGACAUGCCAUGGCUGUAUAUGAGAGAGCCACUUCGGCUGUAGAGCCACAGGAACGUCAUCAGAUGUUCAACAUCUACAUCAAACGGGCAGCAGAGAUUUAUGGAGUCACUCACACAAGAGCCAUCUAUCAGAAAGCCAUUGAGGUCCUGCCAGAUGAACACGCCAGAGACAUGUGCCUGCGCUUCGCUGACAUGGAGAGCAAACUUGGAGAGAUUGACAGAGCGAGAGCCAUCUACUCUUACUGCUCUCAGAUCUGUGAUCCCAGGUUGACCGCUCAUUUUUGGCAAAGCUGGAAGGAGUUUGAGAUUCGCCACGGUAACGAGGACACCAUCCGUGAGAUGCUGCGGAUCAAACGCAGUGUGCAGGCCACAUACAAUACACAAGUCAACUUCAUGUCCUCUCAGAUGCUCAAGGCAACCACUAAUGCUACUGGAACAGUGUCAGAUCUUGCUCCGGGGCAGAGCGGAGUGGAUGACAUGAGGCUGCUGGAGCAGAAGGCACAGCAACUGGCCGUAGAGGCCGAACAGGACAAACCCAAACCUAAAGACAAGAUCCUUUUCGUCAGAAGUGACACCUCUCGCAGUGAACUCGCCCAACUGGCCAAACAAGCUAAUCCUGAUGAGAUUGACAUUGAUGAUGAUGAUGAGGAUGCAGAGGAUGGGGAACCGGAUGAAGUCCAGUUGGAGCAGAAGUCUGUCCCCACUGCUGUCUUCGGAGGACUAAAGGAGGACUGAAUUUGUUGCAGUUCAGUAACCAAGAAACAGUGAAAAUCAUUAGCAACAUGAAUUAUGUAAAUGGUUUGCUACACUUUAGCAAUACCAAUUCAGACCACAUGGUGUCACUCUUUGCAGCAUUUGUAUGCUUUCAUUUUUUUUUUCAUGAUGACAUUGGAUGACAUUAAAAUGUUAA